AUGUUCUUGAUUCGAGAAUUAACAUCUAUCUAUCUAUCUAUCUAUCUAUCUAUCUAUCUAUCUAUCUAUCUAUCUAUCUAUCUCAGUCCACUCAUAUCUUUCUUCCUUUCUUUGUCUCUUUCUUUCUUUCUUUCUUUCUUUCUUUCUUUCUUUCUUUCUUACAUUAAGGAGACUGCAUUAAUAAUGUUUAUAAACGAGAUUUUUUGCGGAUUGGGGGGGAAGCGAAGGUUUUUUUUUUUCUUUCUUUCUUUCUUUCUUUCUUUUCUUUCUUUCUUCAUUCUUUCUUUCUAUCUCAGUCUGUUCUAUCUAUCUCAGUAUCUUCAUAUCUAUCUAUCUAUCUAUCUAUCUAUCUAUCUAUCUAUCUAUCUAUCUCAGUCUGUUCAUAUUCAUCUAUCUAUCUAUCUAUCUAUCUAUCUAUCUAUCUAUCUAUCUAUUUAUCUAUCUAUCUAUCUAUCUAUCUAUCUCAAUGUGUCCCCUCCCCUCUCCCCCUACUCUCAUUCCAUUUAUAUCUAUCAACAGAGUACCAAAUUGAAUAUUCAUCUCAAAUAUUUACACAUGUCGGAUGAAACCAUCUCGGCAGCCAUUUCAAUAAACAUUCCUUUUCUUGUCCACCCAAACAUCCUCGGAUCAGUCAACACACGUCAAAAAAACACGUUUAUCUACUUUUAUAAUCAACUACUUUCUUUAACCUCUUGCGUGCUAGUGGUUUUCAUUGCUUUGCUUCGGGUGAGAAGAUCUAAAAUUCUAAUCAAUUUUUUCCUUGUUUUCUUUUUUUUCUUUCUUUGUCUUAUUAUUGAUUCUUUCUUUCUUUCUUUCUUUCUUUCUUUUUUUCUUUCUUUCUUUCUUUCUUUACGUGAUCAAUUUUUGUUUCGUUCCUCUUUUAUAAUUAGGGAUUCUUCCGCCCCCCACUGA
This is a messenger RNA of Acanthosepion pharaonis, 912 nucleotides long. The record is from the annotation of a GenBank genome assembly. NCBI's taxonomy places the organism in Eukaryota, Metazoa, Mollusca, Cephalopoda, Sepiida, Sepiidae.